Messenger RNA from Huiozyma naganishii CBS 8797, 738 nucleotides. RefSeq names its product Fmp10p (gene FMP10). The transcript has a single exon. The record is from RefSeq and is a predicted model, not a curated record. Lineage: Eukaryota; Fungi; Ascomycota; Saccharomycetes; Saccharomycetales; Saccharomycetaceae. The coding region runs from base 1 to 738 and encodes 245 amino acids.
AUGUUUAGAAGAGUUGCCGUGAGAACGAUUAGAAAGUACACGUCGGAGACUGGCCGUGCAUACCAAAAUGCCGGGUCGCAGUUUGCAACGGGUUCGACUUACAAAAAGACGAGACGAUGGAUCCCCUGGUCCAUCUUUGGAUCCAGUUUCUUGCUCGGUUGGGUGGCCACUCAACACAUGACUUUCACAGACUUUAUGGCUUACUGGAGGUACGAGACGUUACCUGAAUCGGCGCCAGAGGUGGUCGAAUAUAAAAACAAGUUGCUACAGAGACUGGACAACUUGAGUGUCGUGAAGCAAUUGAAAGGUGCUGGAUAUGUCGAAGUUUUACCAUCUCAGAAGUCCUCUGGGCAGUUGAUCGACCAAACUUUAAACAGUCCGGGGGCCAUUGCCAUCCCGCCAAGAUUCUAUUUCAACCCAAAGACGAAGGAGACUGUAGGUAUUUACCAUCUAGGGAUGAAGCUUACAGGGUAUCCAUUUAUCGUACACGGUGGUAUCUUGGCCACUGUUCUAGAAGACUUGAUGCGAGAGAGUGUCAAAUUCAAUAAGGAUAAGAACAGCGAGAAAACUAAGGAUAUCUCCAUUUCCUACAGGAUGCCGACUUUUGCCAACCAAUUCGUAGUGGUAAGAACCACUAAAUUGGAAACCUUCGGUAAAAACAUAAAGCUACAGGCCGAUAUCAUGGAUCAAUCUGGCAUGCGUUUGCUAGUCAAGGGGACCGGCUCAUUUUCUAUAUGA